GCUGCAUUGUACUACGGCACCGUGCAUAGUCACGAUUAAUCUUUUCAUACAGCGCGACAUUCGUUUCAGCUCGGAAUAUUCGUUGCGUUAAUCUAUUGAAGCUGACAAAUAACAGACACGAAUUUUUCGUCCACAAGCAUGCGAUUAAUGGAGAUUUAGACCGACCGUCGACUCAAUGAAUACAACUUCCGACACUACAAACAUAUACGAGCCUCUUGAAAGUGAAACUCUAUGAAACAAGGUGUGCUGAUAAAGCUGAUCACUCGCUCUAUUUUAAUGAAAUGUCGACAUUGACAAAAAGUGAAUCCAGUUAACUUCCGGAAGUUGGUGCAUCCCAUACCGAUCGUGGCGUGAAUGAACGUAGAUGUCAUCCUGCCAAACAACAUCGGGCGCGAUCUUCGUCGAGGCAGACACCGAUCUCACGAUACGGCAAUAAGAAUAUAUUCUCCAUUCAUCGGUGUGUCGUCAAUAAACGGCAAGGUCGGCCAUAGUCGCCAUGGAUCCACCGGUUUGGUGGUCCGCGACGACAACGAACACCAGCACCGCGAUAUAAUGACCGAUAGUCAUUCCGAGUGCAAACACCUGUCAGCUCGGAUCGUCGAGGUGGGCCGAGGCGUGGGCGAGCGGAUGAACGUCUGUCAUCCACCAGUUGUGCCUCCUCGGCGAUUCUUGGCGACUGCUUGGACUCGCGACGAAUCCGUGUUGCUGAGUAGUGACAUUAUCUUUACGGUCGAGUCGUAGGGCGUGAGUCACGCGUGAAUGACGACAACGUCGACGACGACGACGAC
This is a messenger RNA of Trachymyrmex septentrionalis, 788 nucleotides long. RefSeq lists its product as uncharacterized. The transcript has 2 exons. Lineage: Eukaryota; Metazoa; Arthropoda; Insecta; Hymenoptera; Formicidae. The record is from RefSeq and is a predicted model, not a curated record. The coding region runs from base 355 to 741 and encodes 128 amino acids.